AACGGAAAAUUCGGUUGGCCUGUUUUCGUGCGCAUCCUCCCGAAUGACGUCGUAUUUAAAGAGCGAUUGAAAACAAACACAGCCAGUUGAAUAUCAUUGCUGAUUGUAUUCGGACACCGCUAGUUCAAAAAGGGAGAAGAAGAAGAAGAAGAAGAAGAAGAAGAAGAAAUGGAAAUGAGGUACAUCCCCAUCGUCAUCCUGAUUGCCUGCUGCUGUAGCCUGGCAGGAUGCAAGUCACUGCGUAAACGGAGAUUCGCACAACAACAACCACAAGCCACAGGCCAGUAUUCGGGAAACAUUGACCUAAUAAGCCUGCUUCUUCAAGGUCAAAGUCAAGCCCAAAGUCAGAACGCUUCGGUGGGUGGCACCACAUACUCUUUACAGAAUCCGUCGCCUGUACCUGUCUAUCAGCCAUACUAUGCCAAUUAUCAACAAGGGAUGUCUCCGUACCAGAAGCUCCUUCAGUACUGGGUCAUGAUGAACAGAAUGUACAUCCCUGGCAUGCAGAUCAACAACGACCCUCGCUUCCCCGGAGGCGGUGUGGUCACUGCGGGUGAUGGCAGAGAUGGCACGGUCGUCAACCGUUACGGCAUGCGGGCCACCGUUGACGGCACAGACAUUUCUUGGGAUGGCGGGUGGUGAAUUUGACAGUUUAAUGUAUAGGCUAGUUAUGUACUGUUGCCAUUUGGCAGUUGUUUCCAAGCUACAUGGCCAAUCAUUCCCGUUUCUGAGACUCGUCGAAGAAACAUAUACAGUAGCAACGGAGGCAAAGUUUUGUUGCAUAUUUCUGAUAUCGGGAAGGUUUGAGAGUCAAAUCUUUUGACAUACAAUUUAGAAAGAUGAACUCGUUCUAACGCGUGUCACUCGACAUUCAUAAGUACCAUGUACCUUCCAUUACUCCUGUUAUAUUUUACCUCAGUAUAAAUAUGUCCCAAACUACCAGAAAACAGUAACUUUCCAUAAAGAAUGAUGUUUGCGUUUUAUUGCUGAAUACACUGUCCACAUAUUCGUAAGGGUAUUUAAUCUACUACCGUUAGCUAGUUCAGUUUGGUGCUGUUAUGUUUAAUUUUAUAAAGCAAACGGUUUGUGUGUUGAGUGAUCACGUCAGUGCAAGUGGUGAUUAAGAGGUAUAUGGUAUCCACGGAAUUAUGUCUCUUAAGUCGUAACAUCCAUCCAUGGCAAAUUUCAGUUUAAUUUCCUGUUCCAUCUCUGAAAGUGCCAACAGAUUUGUACAUCGGCGACAUGUGAAAAACGUAUGAUGCGUUCGCUGCAAGAGAUCACAGUGACAUAUAGCUCCUUUCGAAAUGUCCUCUUGUGUUGAUAAAAUGUAUUUUGACAAACGACAUUUCAUUUCAAAGAGCCUUAAUCAUUCUUCAUCUUGUACAGUUAUCGAUAAUAAAGUGUUGUUUUUUUAUAAGGA
Messenger RNA from Haliotis rufescens (red abalone), 1420 nucleotides. RefSeq lists its product as uncharacterized. Lineage: Eukaryota; Metazoa; Mollusca; Gastropoda; Lepetellida; Haliotidae. The record is from RefSeq and is a predicted model, not a curated record. The transcript has 4 exons. The coding region runs from base 169 to 642 and encodes 157 amino acids.